This is a messenger RNA of Lactuca virosa, 300 nucleotides long. The record is from the annotation of a GenBank genome assembly. Lineage: Eukaryota; Viridiplantae; Streptophyta; Magnoliopsida; Asterales; Asteraceae.
AUGUCGACUGGAAGAAAAAAAAAAAAAAAAAGGAAACAGUGUUCUAGGGGGACGAAAUUGAAGGUUGUAGAAUCGACCAAUACACUUGGGAAAGGUUUGAUACCCCAGUUCCUACAAGAGUUGAUGUGUAGAGAGGACACGUUUUUGACAAAGGUACUAUGUUUUCAAGUACCAAUAAGCCAUAAAAUAACAAAGAGUGGGUUGGAGUUAAAGAAACUCAAAAACAAGGAACUUCAGAAAGGGUUGAAAGCUGGAGAUGGUGACCAAGUAAAUAAUUUUGAUUUUGUUGAUGUAGGUUGA